Molecule: messenger RNA, 489 nt
Organism: Astrephomene gubernaculifera
Lineage: Eukaryota; Viridiplantae; Chlorophyta; Chlorophyceae; Chlamydomonadales; Astrephomenaceae
Source: the annotation of a GenBank genome assembly
UUCACCUUUUUCAAUGCUAAGAGCACAAUGGCGAUACUCGGAUUCCGCGAUCCUAUCAUAUCUGCGUCUCCCUACGCUGCUCCAUAUGCGCCUAUUGUGCAGCCACUACUUUUCAUUUUGUGGGCUUGUUUUACCCGUGCGCACAGUCAAGGGUUAACCUGCAAGCCGCAGGAAGGACUGCCGCUCACACAGCCUUACCCGCCAGCUUACUUUCAAGCAAAGAAGUUGCCGGGAUGCCCACAGUAUUCCUGCAGCUGCUGCAACCUCACGCACGGCCUCUCCCUGCACCGGGCACUCCGAGCGGCUGCGGAGGACCCCGGCUUCAGCCGCCCCUGCGCCGCCUGGCUGGGCCGCAUGGCCUGCCGCGUGUGUGACCCCGAGGUGGGGCCAUGGUGGGGGUGGGGCUGAAACCCGCAGUCUGCCAGUCCGCAUGCGAUCAGUGGCUGACCGCAUGCGCCGACGAGUACUUCACACUCGGAGAAAACAGCG